AAUAGGGCUAUGAGUAAUUACUUUAGACAAGAAUCCUUUGUAGAAGAACGAAAAUAAGUUACUCUCCCAUAAACAGAAUAUGUACUAUAAGUGAUGUUUAAUUGAAGACGACAAAAUAUACUAGAUCAGAGAGACCAUAAACAUAUUAAUUUUGGCAUAAAAAAGGAAAAUACAAUUCAUACUAAAGCAGAGUGUUAAGCACGAAUUACUAAUUGUAAACCCAAUAGAUUCCUGGAUAAUCCAUAUUACUUGGAGGUUGUGGUUAGACUUAGUAAUGUUGCACUCCUUGUGGUUAAUCAUCUUGUGGGCCAUAAUCAUAAGCAGUAGUAAGAUUGGGAGUAGUAUCAAGAGAAGAAAUUGAGGCACCUUGGAGAGAUGAAGUGCUCUAUUUAUAAUCGCUUAUUGCAGAAUUAGAAAAGAGGAAAGAGGUGUAAAUAGUUAAAGAGGUAGAUAAUACAAGAGUAAAUGUUAAAUUUAAAUUUUAGGUUCAUGAAUUAGAAGAUGAGAAUGAGAGAUUAAGAAUCUUAAUCCAGUAAACUAGAAGUGAAGUGAUUACAUAAAGAAUUACAGAAGUCAAUAAUGAAGCGGAAGUGUGGAAGAGAAAAUUUUAAGAAAUCAACCAUGAUUAUAGCGAGACCCAGGAGAAGUUGAUGAAUGCUGAAAUCGAACUAGAAGCCUUGAAAAAGCAAAAGGUAUGAGAAUGAGAUGUAUUAGAGGUUGUAACUACGAGUAGUACAGUGACUAGGUCAGUUGUGAAAAGUUCAGGUUCAACUGUCAGAUAGUCGGUGUCCGGUAUUAAGCCUAUUGUUUGA
Molecule: messenger RNA, 812 nt
Organism: Paramecium octaurelia
Lineage: Eukaryota; Ciliophora; Oligohymenophorea; Peniculida; Parameciidae
Source: the annotation of a GenBank genome assembly